CUGUUAUAACGUAUUUUCAUCCAAUUCGUGAUAACAAAUUAAAGAGUGUCAAAAUUUCAAUGUUAUAAAUCCGUUAUCACGGACUGUGAUCUGUGAUAACAAAUAAAUAAAUUUGUUAUAACAAAUUAUAAAAUUGUUAUUUCAAUCUCCAAUGCAAUCUGAUAGUCUAGGCGAUAGCCAUAUUAUAAGCGAGGCUGUCAUCAAGGAAGCCAUUACACAAAAAGGUAAGGCACGAGUGUAGUUUAACAUUAAUUUUGGUUAUUUAUUGAUCAAUGUUCAUACAUGUUUCAUUCAGGAAUUGACCAGAAGCUUCCUGUCAUUAAAUAUCUCAAUGGGUGAACAAUAUAUAAUGUGCUUUUGAAUACAGGGUGUUCAAAAAUAUAAAAAAUAUGUUAUUUCUUCAGACGUAUGACUGCAGUUUCAAACUUGUAAACAAUUUAAUUGCUGAAUAACUAAAAAAAGUUAUCUGUCAAGCAUUUCUACUUUUUUCGUGCUUUAAUUUUGUAAAUAAGAAAAAUAAUAAAAAAAAGAUAAGAAAUGAUCAAUAGAUGGGAUCAGAAAACUGCACUGAAAAAGUGGACUUUUUUUCUUUUGAUAAACUCAUCUACUUAAAAGAAUAAAUAAAACUCAUUGGUCAAUUCACACACAUUUAGAAAUAUGAUUAACAUUUGUAAAUAUUUUUUCUGAAGUUAACCUUCCGAUGAACAAACACGCUCAAUUUGAUAUAUUUGCAUAUUUAAUUUUUCUUGUAAAGAGACUACAUGUAGUAUGGAUAGAGGAACAUGCUUUUUUAUAUAACAUAACUUGUUAACACCACAAUUUGACGUAAUAUGUUUCACAGUGCGAUUGUUGAGGGAAGCGCAGUAUACAUUCAUUACAGUACUCCCUUGAUAUGAAACCAUUAACAGAGAAUAAUUAUGUUUAUUUAAAGAUAUCAAUAUAGGUUAUUAACUUUACGUUUACACACGAAUUUUUAUAUAAUCUGUGUUUCAAGAUGACCUCAAAUGCAUGUGUUUUUCUUUAAACAUUGUUAAAUAAUCUGAGUUGAGAGAUAUUUAUAAAUGGUGCCCGGGGGCUUGCGAUGAUUGAAUUAAAAUUCAUAAAAAAUAAUUUCUAAUUAUAAAUAAUAUAAAAAUAUAAUUAUAUAAACUAUAAUUUAUAUUAGAUUCAAGUAGAUGAACAACAGAAAAAUUUAUUAGAAAAAUCGGAUAUUACCAUUACCUCUUACUCCUACUAAAUGUACUUGUUUUUAAAUAGAUAAUCUGAUAAGAAUAAGCCGAUAUCCAAAAUAAGCAUUUAAUGUUUAUAUCUAUAUAUUUUAAAAAAAAUGUCACCUAAUUUGCAAAUGUGACAUAUACCUAAUUAUUGUAUUAUCCUAAGGGUAAGUUCAAUUUAUGGAAGAGCCAAUGUAACAGCCACACGCAUGUUUUAUUAUGACGUCACAAACGCUGAACGCUGUAAAAUGCAACGUCACAAGCGAAAAUCAAAGUUCACGCUUGUUGCUGUUACUCUGGCUCUUCCAUUAAUAUGAACUUACCCUUAGGAUAAGAUAGGAAUUUUAAGGUAUAUAUCACAUUUGCAGACAACACGAAAUUAAAGAAAAUGUAAAUAUUUAAGAAAUAAACAACGUUAUUUAGUUAACAUGGCGUUAUGAAUAGCAAUUGCUCUGUUGGCCAUUUCCAAUAUGCCAGAAAAUAUGCCAGAAGAGCAAUUGCUAUUCAUAACGCAAUGUUCACUAAAGAAUCGUUGUGUAUUACUUAUAUUUGUAUCUUACCACUUGCAAAUACCCUGUAUUAGCCUAGACCUUGACAUUUAGCUAUUGCAUGAAAAAUAAACAUUCAGACUGUUGUGUAUCUUUUUAAUUCACAUAACAGAAUCAAUGAUAUAUAACAGAAAUGCCUUAAAAAUGUUAUUAUAAAACAUGUUUUAACAUUAAAUACAUCAAUUUUAGGGAGUUGGAGAAAAAACACAUGAUGUAUCGUAUAGUGUUUUUACAUUUUCAUUGUGACGUAACACCAACUACCUUUUAUUUCAGUUAUGACGUCAUAAUUGAUUUCAGUUUUUUUUUUAUUUCGCGUUCUUUUUUAGUUUCAAUGAAAAAAUAAGAGGACACAAGCAUUUUAUCAAUUUCUACGAAAACGAAAUCCGCAUCAUAUGGUUUUGAAUAGUGUUCUAGAAACAUCAGAUUACACAUAUUCUAAGAUACGUUUUUCCUGAAAUCGGUGGACUUGGAACGGUUUCAAAUAAGAUGUUUUCGUUUACAUAAUAGUAGUCCAAAAUUAAGACUUUUGUUGCAUUUUAUUCUAUUUUUAGAUAGUUCAUCAGAAAUUAAUAAAAGUGAAUCAUGAUAUUAAUAGUGAUAUUAUUUUCGAACAUUUUAAGCAUAAAUAACCCCCAUAAUAGUCACAAAUAAAAUGUACAUAUUUUCACGAAAUUGUUUACAUUUCAUCAAAAUGAAAAUUGGAAAUCAUGAACUUUGACCUUUUGUAGUUAUAAAACGGGACGGGCAAAAUUCAUUUGAAUUUCAUGAGAAAAAAGACUUUAGUAUAGUGAACAAAAUGGUAUGUAACUUUGGUACAACCUCUAAAAAAUGCAAGCCGCAAACCUUACCUUAAAAAUUUAUAACGUCAUGGAAAAGUAUAUGACGUCACACCUUUAUGACGUCAUAGUAUACAGACAGAGCAAUUGCGAUUAUAGAAAAAUAAUUGCAGUUCCUCCGUAUGGACUUACAGUGGGAAAGAACAAUGGAUAUCCAAAAAAUAUAGCAUUGACUCAUGAUUUUUUGAAGUAUACAGUCUCAUAACUGCAGCGGUGUGUGCAUGCAAAUUGAGUAACGCGCGUUACUAUAUAUUUGCUAGCGCGCAUCAUGGAAUAAGCCAACUGAGCAAUUGCUAUUCAUAACGCCAUGUUAACUAAAUAACGUUGUUUAUUUCUUAAAUGCCAACAAAGCAAUUGCUAUUCAUAACGCCAUGUUAACUAAAUAAUGUUUUUUAUUUCUUAAUUGAACGUCGCAGAUUUCCAAUGCAAACAUAAGAAAAAUAUUAACUCAAUGUAAAGUAAAUUAGUAUCAAUUUGUUUCAAAAGUUGCAUGAAUAAUGAAAUAAAAAGUGAAAGACAAAUAUUUUUAUUAGUUUAUUUACUUUUGCUUUUUGAAAAACUACAUUUAACAUUAGUUGACAAAACUGUUUUAGGUUUUAAAAGGUUAUAAAAGAUUUCAAUUUAUGAACUUUAUCAUACAAAUUGUUUUCUUUGUGUUGCAGUUAAAUAAAGAAUGGCUCAUUUUAAGACUGAAAUUCAACUGUACUUUGAUUUGGGUCUCUCCCACAAGGAAAUGCUUUUGAUAUUAGCACACUGUGAGGGAGUUAUUAUCAGUGAACGACAUCUUAGAAGAAUUUUACGAGGAAUGAAACUAUAUCGACGAAAACAUUACACAGAUCUUUUGAACAUCGCUUUGUUUAUUGAAAAUGAAUUAUCAAAGUCUGGCCAAUUACAUGGAUAUAGAUGGAUGCACAUGAAAUGUCAACAAAACGGGUUGGUUGUCAACAGAGAAACGGUUAGAAUUUUGCAACAGAUUCUCGAUCCAAAUGGUGUGGAACGUCGCUCAAAACGACGAUUAAAAAGGAGACAAUAUAUAAGUAUGGGCCCCGAUUACACAUGGCACAUGGAUUCGUAUGAUAAAUUGAAACCGUACGGAUUAUGCAUUAAUGGAUGUAUCGACGGCUUUUCAAGGAACAUAAUUUGGUUAGAGUGCUAUCGAACUAGUAGUGAUCCAACAAUCAUUGCUGGAUAUUUCAUUAAUGCUAUUGAUGCCAGGAAAGGAUGCCCAAAGCGUAUCCGAGGUGACAGAGGAACAGAAAAUGGACAUGUAGCUGCUAUGCAAACUCUAAUGGCAGGGGAAAAUAGUUUUUUAUAUGGCCAUAGUUGCUGCAAUACGCGGAUUGAAAGUUGGUGGUGUAUCUUAAGAAGGGAGGCAAGUGGGCACUGGAUAGAAUCGCUUGCAAAGCUGAAAAUGGAUGGUGAUUUUGAUGGAUCAUUUUUGGAUGUAAAUAUUCUGCAAUUUUGCUGUAUGGAUCUUCUGCAGAGUGAACUUGACGAAGUCGUUUGUGUUUGGAAUUCGCAUAGGAUUCGAGGAUCUUCAAAUCCGACAUCCCCAGCUGGUCGUCCAAUGAUCACUUACUAUCUUCCAGAGCUUUACAGUGCAAGAGGAUACAUGAUAAACGUUUCUGAAGAUAGAAUUGCUGUAUGUAAAAGCGAAUGCAAAUUUCGGGAUGAUGAACCAUGCGAUGUUGACAUUUAUCGUUUAUGUAUUAUUUACAUGGCAGAGAAGUCUUGGGUUGAACCUAGCAACCUUGACGAAGCUCUAAUAUUGUAUCGAAACCUGAGACAACUUUUAUAUGAAGAUUUGUUUGACUGACAUUAAGGUUUUUGGAUCAUUGUUCGUCUGUGUAACUUUUCUGAUUUUGUUAUGCUUAAAUUACAUAAAACGUAAUAAAGAUAUUGGAUUGGAAA
Molecule: messenger RNA, 4509 nt
Organism: Magallana angulata
Lineage: Eukaryota; Metazoa; Mollusca; Bivalvia; Ostreida; Ostreidae
Exons: 2
Coding region: 3272-4414 (380 amino acids)
Source: RefSeq, a predicted model, not a curated record